This is a messenger RNA of Stylophora pistillata, 2088 nucleotides long. RefSeq names its product synaptic vesicular amine transporter. Gene Ontology annotation, molecular function: serotonin:sodium:chloride symporter activity. NCBI's taxonomy places the organism in Eukaryota, Metazoa, Cnidaria, Anthozoa, Scleractinia, Pocilloporidae. The record is from RefSeq and is a predicted model, not a curated record. Gene Ontology annotation, biological process: transmembrane transport; aminergic neurotransmitter loading into synaptic vesicle. Gene Ontology annotation, cellular component: synaptic vesicle membrane; terminal bouton.
CACAAUGCGGUAUUGGUAAAGUUAAUACGAGAGAAAAAACUAUAAUAAAGCAAAUAAAAUAUUCAGGUGCACUCCUUCCUCUUGACCGAACAUGGCGGAGAGUCAGAAUUUUGAUGAACAGAUGUUAAUCGAAGACGAUGGGCUUCGCUGUGCCGUGAAAAUAGAACCUCAAGCAAGGAAGAUCUCACAGAGAACCAUCUUGUUAAUAGCGUGCUUGAGUGCAUUGUGUGAUUGUCUUCUGUUGUCUGUUAUAGUACCAAUUAUACCAGUAUAUUUGGAUGUAUCUGAGACACCAACAACUAGACCACCGACUGCUGAAAGCUCAACAAGCAACAAAACAUUUGCAACUGUUUCUUCGCCAACAGUGAUAGAUUCAUCCAUGGAUCUCAAAAUUGGGGCUUUAUUUGCAUCCAAAGCCUUUGUUCAGAUUAUGGUGAAUCCAGUAGCAGGGCAUCUAACAGAGAGAGUGGGUUACAGCAUCCCAUUAUACAGUGGUUUUUGUGUCUUAUUUAUAUCAACUCUUGUUUAUGGCUGUGGUUCAGGUUAUUGGCUUCUCUUUGUAGCAAGAGCUAUUCAGGGACUAGGAUCAUCUUUUGUUCUUAUUUCUUGUUUAGCAAUGCUUGCCGCUGCCCACCCUGAUGAUAAUGAGCGAGGGACAGCAAUAGGAAUAGCAAUGGGAGUGACAGGGCUUGGAGUCCUAGCUGGGCCCCCAUUUGGAGGAUUGUUUUACAGUAUUGGAGGAAAGGGCCUUCCAUUCUUCAUACUUGCUGGUUUAAUUUUUUUAACAUUUGUGUUGGUGGUUUUUGCCCAGAAGCCAGUUAUGCCAAAAUAUACAGAAAAACCCACCCUCAAGGACUUGCUGUCAGAUCCUUACAUUCUAAUUGCCAGUGGUGCUGUCUGUUUCUGCAACAUGGCAUUUGCUCUUCUGGAACCAACAUUACCCAUAUGGCUGUUAGAGACUAUGGAUGCUAAGGAAUGGCAGAUAGGUGUGAUCUUCCUACCUUCAACUGGGGCAUACCUCAUAGCCACACCACUGUUAGGAAAAUUGGGCAAUGUGAUAGGCAGGUGGCUUGCAUCUCUGAUUGGUCUUGUGUUAGUAGCUGUUAGUUUAUUUGUGGUUCCGGUUGCGAGGACCCUAGCUGCCCUUGUCGCCCCGCUGUUUGCCCUUGGCUUUUGUAUCGGAAUGGUGGAUACUUCCAUGGCUGCCACCUUGGCCUACCUAGUAGACAUUAGACACGCCUCUGUAUACGGCGCUGUAUUUGCUAUUGAAGAUUUUGCAGCCUCAGUCGGUUUCGCUUUUGGACCACUCCUUGGAGGGGUAAUUGUAUCUGAAGGAAGUUUUCCAUGGCUUCUGCAUGGAUUAGCGAUUCUGAAUCUUCUUUUUGCCCCUCUCCUUGUGUUUCUGAGAAACCCACCGUCCAAACAUCAAUUAUUACAAAUUGAGGACGCAGAAGUUUCAGGUAUUGAUGAACAAAUAGAGAACGCGGAAAUAUGAGAAAGCUGUGAGUGAACGUUUGGAGAGAUUUGCCAGAAAGACACAAAUCUGAAAAGAAGAACGAAGAAGAGACAGAACUGGCAGCUGUUGCUGUCCCAGCGUCUUAAUCUGGCCCAAAUGAAAUCUGAGUCGUAUUUUAUCAUAACAUAGUUGAAUUGGCUUCAUUACUUCACCUCACUAAAGCUUGAUAUUUGAAAAAUGUUUACGAGUUUAUAUUAAAGGUGUUUUUGAGCGAAAGCCACAUGAACUGAACAUUCAAAACAAUUAUUCUUGCUUUCAUUAUUAUCAUUAUUAUUAUUAUUAUUAUUAUUAUUAUUUCAACAUUUGAAAUCUGCAUGAUAAAAGAGGUAAGUUUCUAAAGAAACGGUGGUGGUGUGUCGGUGAGGGAGUGUAACGAGAUAAUUUGGUUUCAUAAACUGAGUUAAUAAUGUAAUUUGGCCACCGUAAAGAGUUUCUAAGCUGACGUUUCGAGCAUUAGCCCUUCGGCAGAGCUAAAUCUGCAGAAUGGCUUAAAAUAGGCCACUUUUGAUAGACUAAAUUUCUAACAUGGCAAGGAGGAAUUAAACAAAAGAAGUUACUUAUUCAUCCCUCAA